AUGGGGUUCCCUAUGUGUUAUGCUAUUGGGUAUUAUAUUAUGUAUUCUGGAGAGGAGAACAAAAUAAUAAUAAUAAUAAUAAUAAUAGUAAUAAUAAUAAUAGUAAUAAUAAUAAUAAUAAUAAUAAUAAUAAUAAUAAUAAUAAUAAUAAUAAUAAUAAUAAUAAUAAUAAUAAUAAUAAUAAUAAUAAUAAUAAUAAUAAUAAUAAUAAUAAUAAUAAGCCCUGCACGCAUCAAGAUCGAAGAAGGCGGGAUUCUAGACUACACUCUUGUGGCUGACGCUGCGUACGGCCUAAGGCCCUACAUCUACACCCCCUAUCGUGCCCUUCCCGGUCGCGCGCUUCCCGACGAGCAGCGCGUCUGGAAUUUGCAGCAGUCCCGCACCCGCAUGAUCGUGGAGCAGGUGAACGGGUGGCUGAAGACCAAGUGGCGCAUUCUUGACGGGCGCCUCGAGUGCGACACGUUCCGCGCCCCCCAGGUCGUCGCCGCGUGCAUUGUGCUUCACAACAUUGACUUGUGCCUCGGUUUCCGACAUCGCCAGGAAGAACCGCGCCAGCGUAACACGUGGUGGCUCGAAGACCGUGUGGCCGACGCGCCUCAUUUCUCGCCGCACGAUGAGGGUUUUACUCCGACCCGUCGUCGAGCUCGCUUGGCGGCGUAUUUCUACGCCUCUUGGCGGCUCGGGCAUCCUGAUUCUUCUCAACCAGGUCUUGGGUACAGUCGCUUGCGUUCAUGUGAGUACGGCUGCCAUCUCCCUGAGCAUCUGUUUCGUUUUCCUCCUCUGCAGGCGCAGGCCGAGGCCGGCGGGAGACACCUCCGCCGCGGAGCGCAACACCAGGGUGCGCACCGACGAUUCGUGACCGCGAAGGGGACGCCGAGGCGGUGGCAGCGGCGGGAAGCCCGACGGGCGCCAGCGAAGCUGGCGGCAGUUCAGACCGCCGAGAGCUCGAGGGCGAGUGACCGGGCGACACACUUGUGGCACGGGACGUUGGCGAGCGGCGGGUUGACUGCGCGCGACGGGGAGAAGCCGCGGAAGCAUCCGCUCCAGCAGGCGCCACAGAAGCGGUAG
Messenger RNA from Closterium sp. Yama58-4, 1068 nucleotides. NCBI's taxonomy places the organism in Eukaryota, Viridiplantae, Streptophyta, Zygnematophyceae, Desmidiales, Closteriaceae. The record is from the annotation of a GenBank genome assembly.